GUAGACAAAAUUUCCGAUUACUUAGGUCAUCAAAGACUCUAUCUGCGAGUUGAUAGUAAAGAUAAAGAAGCGAUAAAAUAUGUUAAAAAAAUCCAAGAAUUUUAUCGAAAUAUGGAGUAUGAGCGCAUUGAAAAUACUUACAUAGAAUUGGCUAAGAAAUUUGAAAAUUGUUAUCGCUGCAGAAAAGAUCGUAUCAGAGGUAACUUGAACAUAGAAGAAAAUCAGUUUGUACAAUUUGUACAAGUUAAAGAACAAGCUGAGACAAGCGAGAAAGAAAAGAAAACCGAGAUAGGCAAAAAAGAAUUGGAAACUGAAAUAAGCAAAAAAAAAAUGGAAACUGUGAUAGGUGAUGAAGAAAUAGACGAGAAAGAUAAGAAAACCGAAAAUGACGAGAAAAAAAAUGUAGAGAAAGAUAAGCAAACCGAAGAUGACAAGAAAAAAAAUAGAGGCAUGAAAAACAUUAAUGACUAUAAUAGCAUUUUUGAAGAAAUUAUUGCUAAAAAAUUUGAAGCACCAGCUGAUAUAACGUAUAUACUAGAUAGACUUCGCAGAAUUAGGGAUAAUAGAUCAAAUGUACCAGGGACAAAAAUUAUUGCUAAACAUCUGUGUGAAAACAAUGUGAAAGUUUAUGCUAAUGUGCUUGAAAUGGGCUUUUUUCAAUAUUUUGUUUAUUCGCAUAGAGCGUAUAAAGACGACGACAUUGACAACAAAGAAAGUACUAAAGACAAAGAAAGUACUAAAGACAAAAAAAGUAAUGGUGACAAUGAUAACUUUACAAUCAAUAUUGAUAUUAGUGAUAUGGAAAGAAUAUUCAAUGUUUUCAAAAAAGGCAGUUGUGAAGAAAAUGUGUCCAAUAUUAAAUUCAAAAAUUCUAAAGUUAUCUGGUUUGUAAUUCCAGAAUUUACGAGACAUGAACUUAAAAGAAAAGAUGAACUUACAAGAAAUGAUGAAGAUUCGAUGAGAAAAAAAUUUAUGAGAAGAGGAUUCCUUGCAAAACAUGCACAAGAAU
Messenger RNA from Dentiscutata heterogama, 1009 nucleotides. The record is from the annotation of a GenBank genome assembly. NCBI's taxonomy places the organism in Eukaryota, Fungi, Glomeromycota, Glomeromycetes, Diversisporales, Gigasporaceae.